UUCUAGCGCAGGGGAAGAACUCCGCGAAUCUCUGAGGUGCUUGACUGAAGACAAUGUAGUGUGUGCAUCGCGGUUUACUUCUCCAGAGAUGCUUGGCCGGGGCCUGGAAGAGCCGGUCGUUCCGCAAGGACAGUAUUGGCAUAAAGGAUGCUUCCAUUGUGAGGUCUGCAAGAUGGCUCUCAACAUGAACAACUACAAGGGCUACGAGAAGAAGCCCUAUUGUAAUGCACACUACCCGAAGCAGUCCUUCACCACGGUGGCAGAUACACCUGAGAAUCUUCGCCUGAAGCAGCAAAGUGAACUGCAGAGCCAGGUCAAGUACAAAAGAGAUUUUGAAGAAAGCAAAGGAAGGGGCUUCAGCAUUGUGACUGACACGCCUGAGUUGCAGAGGCUGAAGAGGACUCAGGAGCAAAUCAGCAAUGUAAAAUAUCAUGAAGAUUUUGAGAAGACCAAGGGAAGAGGCUUUACUCCUGUUGUGGAUGAUCCUGUCAUGGAACGAGUGAGGAAGAACACGCAGGUUGUCAGUGACGCUGCCUAUAAAGGUGUCCAGCCUCAUGUUGUGGAGAUGGACAGGAGGCCUGGAAUCAUUGUUGCACCUGUUCUUCCUGGAGCUUACCAGCAGAGUCAUUCCCAAGGCUACGGGUACAUGCACCAGACCAGUGUGUCAUCCAUGAGAUCAAUGCAGCAUUCACCAAAUCUAAGAACGUACCGUGCCAUGUAUGAUUAUAGUGCCCAGGAUGAAGAUGAGGUCUCCUUCCGAGAUGGUGACUACAUUGUCAACGUGCAGCCCAUUGAUGAUGGCUGGAUGUAUGGCACCGUACAGAGAACUGGGAGAACAGGCAUGCUCCCAGCAAAUUACAUUGAGUUUGUGAAUUAAUUCUUUCUCCUCAUCCUUUGAGCUUUAUUCUGUAUUCUAAACCCAGUCUUUUUAAAAGAUACCUUUCAGAUAACUUGGUAAUUAUUUUACAAUAAUGUGUCUUUAAUUUGACAAUUAGAUACACAGGCACCAGGAAGAAGGAAUGACUUCUGGGCUGAAAGCAGCAGCAUUCAGUAAUUCCUAUAAACAAAAUCAUGAUAUUUGGAGACCUGGUACUGCUAAUUAUGUUUAUAGUUUUUUUUGAUUGGCUAGUGAACCUAUCUGGGAAAUGUAUUUUUGUAGACUUUAAUAGAGAUAUGGAUAAGCCCUUAAGUGUAAUGAGUGUAUGAAACUUCUUAGCUGUCACUUGGAAUCAUCAGAAGCUAAUUCUUGUAGCCCAAACUAACAUAACCAAUAAUUUAAAAACUGUUUAGCUUUUGAGUCACGGGGAAAUUUCCAAUUCAAGUGAGAAUUUUCUAAUAUAAUAGAUAAAAGAAGUUGCAGAAUGAAUCUGGUUAGAAUUAUAUUGAUUGUAGUCUUAGGGACCAAAUAGGAAACUUGUUUGUUCCCUAGGCUGCCCGGGGUCUAUUUAUGUCUCAAUUUACCAAGAGUACCUCUCUCCACCUCUGUUCUGUGCAUCCGAGCAUGCUCAGCUCCACAGAUGUAAGAGCCAAGUAACAUCAUGUCUUCUUCUCACAGGGAAAAGUUUAAUGUCAUCUGUAUUACUUCCUGGUAUCCUGUACUCUGUUGCAUGUCUCGUGGGCUUGAGCAUCUGUGACAUAGGCACCUGCUUGCCUGUUCCUGUUAUCAAAGUCAACAGCGUGCCUGGUACCUCCAAGCCCUUCUAGUUGCCAGCUCACCAGAAAAACACUUUAAAACAUUGCUUGAGAUUUUCUGCUGUUACUGCAUUCUAGUUUUGAAGGACUCACAUUUUAGGAAAUACACAUCUACUCUCGUAAAUAGAAGACUUGGCUAUUCAUGGAAUAGCUUUUAUGAAUUUAAUGCCACCAUUAAUUUAAAAGUAAAGCAAAUUUAACAGGGCCCAGUGGGGAAACUGGAUGACAUAUGUGCUAAGGAAAAGCGAAACUGAAAGUGCACAGGAGCUUGCUGCACACAUGCGUGGGCUGGCUUCUCAUCUGGCAAAUGCUAUUCUGAUUCUAGAAUGGAAACCUAGCCAUUGAUUGAUCAGAGUACUUACUUUCCACUCUGUUUUUUUUUUUCUAAAUCACCUUCAGGGCAAUGCUAGUGUGGCAGGAAUGUCACCAGAGAUCUUUCAGCAUAGGCCCAACAAGCUGUUUACUAACAAAGAAAAUGAUGGUAUGUUUGGAGUGACUCUGAGGCUUUUGCUAGAUUUAUAGCCACACAUGCAAUCUUUGCUAGUAGAUCUUUCUUGAAAUUUUACCCUGAGCCUAUGAUCAAGGUUACUGAAAUCAUCCCAUUCAUUGGGAACUCUGUUUUACCAGUUGUGACUUGUAGAGGGUAGCAUACAUGUGUGACCUGGCUUCAGAGUGAUGUAUCUGAAAACCUGCAAAGUCACAGAAGUGUAAUAAAGCAUAUGGAUCUUGGAGAUAUUGACCUAAUAAGAUGCAUUCAAGUAAGUUAACAAAACACAUUGUGAAACAUCAUUGAUUAAAAUGUUUUCUAGUCCAAAAAGGUACAAGCUGUUGCAGGCACACCUUGAAAAGCUAGCACCUACUUUUAAGUUAGUAGCUUCAUUAUUAGGCCAAAACAAAAAUGAGUUUUAUUACACUAGUCUGCAUGUACAUGAUAUUGGAAUGAAAUUGAAGAGAGAAAAAUCCAGGCCAAUAACCAGAGAUUUUUUUUAAAGGGUUCUCACAGAUUGCCAAAUAACCAACUUGCCUGGUUUUCUGUCAUCUGAAUGGCUAGCCUUGAUUAAUUUGAAGAAACUUUAAAGACAAAGAUUUUGCAAACAUCUGUGCACUAAAACAAUCGCAGUACUCCUUCUCAGUGAUAAGUAUGUCUUUAUGCUUCCCCAGGCCAAACUGAGGGCAGAUGCAAAUUUUGAUACAUAGCACAUGUGUAGGUCGCUCAAAAGAAACUGACUUGAAGCUGGGCAUAGUGGUUUAUGCCUUUCAUCCCAGCACUGGAGAGGUUGAGGUAGGAGGAUCACCAUGAGUUGGAGGCCAGCCUAGGCUACAGAGUAAGUUCCUGGUUAGCCUGGGCUAAUGUUAGACCUUGCUUAAAAAUAAACAAGGAAAUGGACUUGAAAUAAUCAGGAAAGUACCCAUAAAGUAGCACCUUGAUGUUUUUGUCAUUCAUUGAUUUCAAAAUCAGAUUUAUAGACUGUGAAAGUCAAUUGGGGAAUGCAUGUCCUAACAGUAUUAAGCUUCACAUAAUGUUUGCACAGCAGAUGUUUGUACUUUAAGCCUCUUUAAUGUUAAGAUCUGAUCAACUUCAGUGGGGGUGGUUAAUUUCAACAGAGGUGGAGGUAGAAUAAGACGUGCCAGCCCUCAGGUUGUAAUCAGACAGUGUCACCACUGUUACUAACGUUUGUCAGGAUGUUAAACAUCUCAGCAGCAGGGAACAUAGACAUGUCAUACCAAAGUGCUACUUUUGCAAUGUCAUUUUAAAACCUACAUUCUUGAACAUUUUUACCACUUUUCACAUGCUGCCCACCCACUUUCAAUCUAGUAGCUGAAAUCUCUUAUAUAAUACUGACAACUGAGGAAAAGUUUAAGACAAGCCUUUGCAAGAUCAAGUCAGAAAAGACUGCGCACACGCCAUGCACAGAGCACAUGCACCCGCUUCUGAAUGUGAUGUGUCCUCCAGCUAACAAUUCACAAGUUACAGCUUGAUGCACCUUUAAAAGGGUCUGAAGACAAAACGUACACAGAUCUUAGUUUUCAUGAGAAAAGCUUAGCAGCAGAUGCCUUGCUUUUAUUGUAACGUUUUGUAGUAAAUGGUUGCUUUUUUUCUUAGUAAUCCUUGUUUCUAGAAAGCUUUCAAUUUCUAAUCUGUGGCGUGAAUUGUUCAUGUCUUCAUGUGACUGUUUGCAGUACAGCACAGUUUGAGAUGUUCAUGUGGUUGUUGGCUCUUCAUGGAGGCCCUGCAUCUUCUCACACACACGCCUCCACAGAGCACACAGGAAUUUGCAAGCACAAUUUCCACAAUCACCUUGUGUGAGUAUGGGUGAGAUUAGACCAGCUCCUCUCUUGCUAUUGGGUGAAUCACUUGAAGAUAAUAAAAGUAAAAGUUAUUUUCUUUCUUUUUUUUGUCUAUUUUACUGCAGUGUUUCUAAAUCCUCUGUGUUAUAAUUUAUAACACUUUUGGAAUUAGGGAAAAGGGCAAAAAUUCAAGUGUACACCUUGCUUUUAGAUUUAUCCAUUUCCAGUUGAAUGUUUUCGAUGGAUUGAUAAAAAAUAUGGGUGUGAUAUUUAAGUACAUGUCCCUAUAUAAAAUAAAUAUAGUUUAUACAAUAUUAUAAUACAGAUGUAUACAAAAUAGGUGCCUUUUUAUUACCUUUGUUUAUCAUUAUAUCUUGGAAAGAAAACCAAGAAAGAAAGCAGGCUUCUACAUAUCCAAUGGGAAUAUUUUAUUAUACAUGAUUGAUAUUUUGUGGUGGGGAAAUGGGAUAUCUCUGGCAUAUGUUAAAGGUAGUAGCUGAUGUAGUUUCCCUCUCUAGGUUUAGAACUUUAGGUGAGACUGACUGACUUCUAUCUCUUUCUGGAAAGACAUUUUUGUGGAUUUAUAUAUAGUUGAGAAUUAUAAGCAUUAACUUUAGGUUUUGGAUUUAAAAUACUUACUGUGAGAUAGAUUAUGUUAUGAGGCUGAAUUCACUGCAUAAGAUGAACUUCACUUUAUAAGUUAAUUAUGUUUUAGCUUUUUGCCUCUAAUCACCUUAAAGUGGCUGUAUUGUGUAUGUAUGGGCUAAUACAAUGUAACAAUAAAGAUUUAGUUAAGCAGGAAUCUAUGUAAACUAACUUAAGGAUGCAAAAAUGAAAGUCUGUGAAAUAUUUCAUGCCCUCAUGACCCCUUUCUAGGCAAAUAGCUGUCAAUAAUUGGUGAUUGAAAAAGUCAAGACAGUGUAUGAUGGUUCUCUGGACAUCAUUCUCCAAUGCUUAAGACAACAAAACUCUUUAAGCCUGGAAGGAUCCUGGGCACAUUUCUUUUGCAGUGGUCCAUAUUACUUCUUUGUAUUGAUGGGAGAUCUAUACACUUUAUGUGUUUCAUGUAUGGCAUCUCAUUUGCAUAGUAUACACUUCUCUGUAAUGUAGCUGCUGUUAAUUUUAAAGGAAAGAGAGAAAACUGCAUUGUCUAUUCUUCCAUGUCCAUGCAAUGAAUUGCUGAGCAUUUUGGAAGUAGUACCAAGUAUGUAACAGGCAUGAUAUGUGUGGAACCUGUGAUAAAAACACAAAUUUGAAUCAU
Jaculus jaculus (lesser Egyptian jerboa) is the source of this 5242-nucleotide messenger RNA. It is a transcript of the gene Nebl, whose product is annotated as nebulette. The record is from RefSeq and is a predicted model, not a curated record. Bases 89 to 877 code for a protein of 262 amino acids. The transcript has 7 exons. Gene Ontology annotation, molecular function: actin filament binding. Gene Ontology annotation, cellular component: focal adhesion. NCBI's taxonomy places the organism in Eukaryota, Metazoa, Chordata, Mammalia, Rodentia, Dipodidae.